GCACAUUGAUUGUACCAUAAGUUGAGAAACUUGGGGAUAUGCUCUUUCUCUGUUUCUCUCACAAGUCACAUGCACGGAGUCUUCACAAUCCAAUAAAUCUAAGGCGUCCAUAUACAACCCCAAUAUUCCGAAAACAAACAUGUUUUGAGGGCUUUUGAUAUGCAUUUGAUCAUGUGAUAUGAUUCGGAUGAGUGUAUUUACAAGUUUGAGACGCGUUUCCAACUUUAGUCGCCAUUUUGUAGGCUGUCAACAAACAUCUAAUCGACUGCGACCUUUGAGCGGAAUGGCAGCGAACACAGACGGGAAACAUACGGCGGGGAUCAUAAUCAUAGGUGAUGAGAUUCUGAAAGGUCACACUAUGGAUACUAACUCUCACUUCAUCUGCAGUGAACUCUACAAGCUGGGGGUCAGAGUUGAAAGGGUUUCUGUGAUUCAUGAUGAUCUAUCAGUCAUUGCCAGUGAGGUUGCUUCGUUCUCCAAACGUUACACCCAUGUUAUUACUUCAGGUGGUAUUGGACCCACUCACGAUGAUGUCACCUUUGAAGGUGUAGCCAAAGCUUUUGAUGAGGAGAUAGUUCCUCACCCUGAACUGGUGAAGAUCUGCAGAGAUUACUUUGGUGCUGAUAGCUCUAUGGAUUCACCACAACUAAAAAUGGCUCUGAUUCCCAAGUCUUCGACCCUGACUUUCGGCACAAACCUCAAAACAGGACAGAAGAUGCUUUACCCGCUUGUUUCUGUCAAGAACGUCUACGUCUUCCCUGGCAUUCCAAAGCUGUUAGAGGGCGCUUUCCUCUCACUCAAGGAGAAAUUAUUCCAAGGCUCUCAAGUCCAUUUCCACCUACGAGAGAUCUUUAUCAGCACCCAUGAGAUCGCAAUAGCUCCGUACCUUAACAAAUUCAACACCAAAUACAAAGGAAGGGUGCAUCUUGGGUCCUACCCAAAGCUUAGUCACAGUUAUUACACUGUCAAGCUUACUUUAGAAUGUGAAGAUGAGAAGACACUGGAGGAGGCUCACAGUGAACUCCUUUCUUUUCUACCUCGCGAGCAUAUUGUAAACUAUAUUCAGGACCCCAUCAGCAAUGCUGCGGAGGCUGUCUAUGGUCUAGCUUCUAACCAGGACCACACUAGUCCUCAGCCUGUCUCAGGAACUACCCAGCUAGAGUCCAGUGCUAGUAGUCCUGCCACCUGUCUUGCCAACAAUGUUUCGUCGGGUUCGGAAGACCCAUUGAUUGCAAGACUAGCAACAGCUCUACAAGUUAUCGAGGAAGCCCUUGAGAAGUAUAAAAUGGAGGAGAUAUGUGCAGGAUUCAACGGAGGCAAAGAUUGCACAGCACUUAUACAUCUAUUCCAUGCUGUAGUUAAAAGGAAAUACCCUGAAUACAAAGGCCAGAUACAAGUACUUUACAUCCAACACCCCCACGGUACAUUCCAUGAAGUUGAUGAAUUUGUGGAUGAAUCUAUAAAAAGAUAUAACCUGAAGACCAUCUUGAUAAAGGGACGUAUAAAAGAUGCAUUAUGGGAUAUGAAGAAGAAUCAUCCGACGAUCAAAGCCGUGUUAAUGGGAACGAGACAGACGGACCCACAUUCUGCUAGCUUGAGUGCCUUCUCGCCCACCGAUGAAGGCUGGCCUGAGUUGAUGCGAGUCAAUCCAAUGUUAUUCUGGAGCUACCACGAUGUCUGGGCUUUCUUACGUCGCCUUUUUGUGCCUUACUGCAGACUUUACGACAAAGGUUACACGUCCCUGGGUAGUGUGUCCACCACUUCACCCAACCCCGCCCUGAUGUACACCACCGACAGGGGCGAGAUCAAGUACCACCCCGCCCACAAACUGACAGAAGAGGAACAUGAGAGGUCCGGGAGGGUACCCUUCUCACCUAAAUGAUGAUACGCUUCAACUUCUUCGGGUAUAUUCAAAAGGAUGGAGUAUCUAUGUAGGUUUUCAAGAAGUAUGACAAUGAGCAGGAGGAGAUGACCUGAUGAUCAGAGAAUCAUAUGUUCUACAUAAUCAAAUAUAAUAUAUAUAUUCGAAAGUAUUCCAUGAAGUGGAUCCAGGCAUUAAAUUGGCCUAAUGUCCAAAUUUAGAGAUGACCAGUGUCGCCCUUGCCUGUAAUCUUGGUUUCUUUGCUGUUAUGCUAACGUAAGUGAAAUGACUGAUAUGUUAAGACUACAUACAAACAGUAGGUGAAAAUAACCAAUGCCUGUACUGCCACGUUUUGCUUUUGUUGUUGUUUUCUUUUUAUGAACUGUGAUUCAGUGUGGAUUUUUGGUAUGAAACAUUGCCUCUGGGCAUUCUGUGAACUAAUGGUAAGAAAACAGCGACUUAAGCAAGGUGAGAUGUUAUAGGCCGUUGGUUCUUUGCAUGCACUGUUUGUAGCUGUGGUGCACGGAUUGCCUGUGUUUAGAAAUGAAAGCCAAGAUUUUACAUGUAGGCUUGUGAUGGCCUUGUUAUAAGUAUAAUAUGAUUAAUCAUGGUUUGUAGAUAAGUAUGAUUCAACUAAUAACAAGUGUCCACAUGAUUAUUUAUGAAACAAAGGAAUAUAUGUAUAAAAAAAAAUCAGGCAUAAGUAUAAAGAUACAUCCACUUGAUAUAUUUAAUAUUGAAAAAGACCAUUCACCCUUGGCUGUCACCUAUGGCGAGUUUGGAUCGUUCUUAUAGGGUACAUUACAUAUGAGGUUAAUAUUCACACUGUUCUGACUGAUGUGUAUGAUUUGUAUGCCAUGGACUAGUCUCUUCAGGCAUCGUUCAUUAUGAUAUGGGUUUCUAAGAUUGAUUUCCUCGAUGGACACAGGUUAUGUUGCUAGGUUGGGCAACCCGAGGGUCAUGAGUAGCAAGUUGUGAUGAAAGUAUUGAUUCAGUAACAUACCUCAGUAUUAAUUCUGAACUGCAAUAGAUAUAUCUCAAACUUCACGCCUUGCCUUGUGAAUGAAUUCUGAGUGCAAUCUAGGUACAUUUGAAUGCAUUUUGAAUGUAUUCUGAAUGGAUACGAAUUAUCGGUAAACUUGCACAAGUCAUUCUUCCUUAGGUCAAAGCAGUAUUUGAGACUAGGUUAUGAAAAACAUGUACAGUAUGUAUACCUCUUCUAAGUCAAACAGAGUAUUUGUAGUCCCAAUGUAUUUUACUCAAGGCAAAAUCACAUGUGAGUGCACUCCACAUGAAUCUGAAUGCAUUUUGAAUGUAUUCUAAAUCUAAAUUUACUCUCAGUGGAUUUUGAGGGUUUCCUUAAUGUUACUGAAUGCAUUUUGAAUGUAUUAUAAAUGAAUUUGGAUACUGCUCAUUGUUUCUGAAUGCAUUUUUAAUGUAUUCCAAAUGAAUCUGAAUUUGUUAUUAAUGCCUUCUGAGUGCUCUCUCAAUGCACUUUGAAUACAUUCUGAAUGAAUAUGAAUGCAUUCGUAAUUUAUUCUUAAUGCAUUCAAGUGCAUUUUGAAUGCAACUGAAUGAAUUUUGAAUGUAUUCCUAUUGAAAUCGAUUGAAUUCUGUCUAUCUGAUUGCUUUCUAAAUGCAUCUAAAUGCAUUAUUAAUGUAUUCUGAAUGAACAUGAAUGCAUUCUUAAUUUACUCUCAAUGUUUUGAGGGUGCAUUAUGAAUGCAUUUUGAAUGGGUUUUGAUAGAAUUCUGAAUGCAGAAUGCAUUUACCACUACAUGUAAAUGUGUCCUUAAUCCAUCUGAUUAAAAAAAAAAAAAAUACUGAGAUUAAAAUAUUCCCUCGCCUUCCUUCUCUCAAAUCUCAUGUGCAAUAUACAUUAUUUACAUGUCAAAUUUCACAGUAAAUUAGCUCUCCCCCCCUUUGCAAUUGCUUAAAACAAUAUCCUCUUAAUUCUAUACAUUUGAACUAUGUAUGUCAUUCAGUCAGUCUCUUGUCUUUCUAUGUCAUUAAUUUGUCUUUAGUUCUGUAUUUUUACAUUUGAACUGAUUUGUAGUGGUGUUGUGGUCUAGUGGUUAUAUACAUACAUCACAAGGUACAGGAUUCAAGUCCUGUGACACCCAUAUCCUUUGAUCUACAUUUGCCUCUUGUUAAAGAGAAAAGUUAGUUCUGGGGUCCAUGUCAAAAAACUUGUUACAUUAACAUUUUUGCGCUACUGAAGCCCUUCAAUUUUAUUGGUUGAUAGUACAUUUGGUAUGGAAAUUGGGCAAUUGUUAUUAUAACAGGUCUUUGUGAAACAGGGCCCUGGUGGUGAAUAAGAAUAAUGGAAGAAACCGUCUCAAAAUUUGAUUGCGAUGGACUCUCUAUAAUGCAUUUAUAUGACACCUAGUUAGAUCCUUGUCAUUUGAUUGGUUGUUUUGAGGUGGAUCAUUCAGCCCAUUUUAUAAUGACGUCAUCCGUGCAAUUUGGGAUCCAUUUGUCGUGCAAUUUUGGAUCCAUAGGCUUUUUUCAAUUGCCUGGGUGCAGAGACUACCAGCGCUACACAUAAAAGCACUCGUGUUUGUAGUGCGCGUGUUGUAUGUAUAUGCGACAAUCAACAGACCGCAUUUUCACUGAAUGCACUUCUAUUCAAAUUUAUAAAUGUCAAAUGACAAUGUCUAUUUUAGGUGUCAUAAAACAAAUGAUAAUUGUUCUUUCAUUCGAGCAAUUGACAGAAUAUUUCAUUAAGUGACAGAUGAAAUGAAUGAUCCAUUCAGCUCUUCUACACCUCAUUGAAUGGAUAAUUUCAUCUUUUACCUCGUGAAGUAUUCAUUGCACUCAAAAUCGUUUAGUGUUUACUAAGAAUUGGUGUUUGCUCUUGUAAAAACAAUAAAAUCACCAAAUUGAUGAGAAAUUUAGUAAAUGUACUCAAUUCAUCCAAAAGUCAGAUGCACUGAACACAGGUAAGCAUUUGUGGGACUAUCACCCAUAUUGUUGGCCUGAGAGUUACAGCUGCCAUUUUACAUUGUAAUAUUGGUGCAUUUGAAGAGCUAUCUUUUGCAAUGGACAAAUUUUCAUGAUCUUCUUCCUGAAUAUCAGUUAAUAGAAUGGAAUAUAGCUGACUAUAAUUAGUUCUAUCUUUGAUUUCCUUUUCUUUUUGUUUACCUUUAAUCCCAAUUACCAGUUCCCUCAGAGAGGAAGUAAAGCUAUCAUUCAUCUGGGCCCCAUUUCAUUAAAAGUUUGAAAUGAUCGCAACUCUUGCUGGGAUGUCAACUACCAUGACAACAGUGAAAUUCUGCAUCCUGAUUGGCUCUUCCGAUGAAAGUUGACAUUCCAACAAGAGUUGCUAUCUGGGACAAUUUCACUAAAAAUCUAAAUGAUCGCAACUCUUGCUGAAAUGUCAACUACACUGUACCAUGACAACAGUGCAAUUUUGCAUUCUCAUUGGUUCUUCAAAUGAAAGUUGACAUGCCAGCAAGAGUUGCUAUCUGGGACCCAUUUCAUUAAAAGAUUGAAAUGAUCGCAACUCUUGCUGGAAUGUCAACUACCAUGACAACAGUGAAAUUCUGCAUCCUGAUUGGCUCUUCCGAUGAAAGUUGACAUUCCAGCAAGAGUUGCUAUCUGGGACCCAUUUCACUAAAAAUCUAAAUGAUUGCAACUCUUGCUGAAAUGUCAACUACCAAUGAAAAUUCUGCUUCCUGACUGGUUCUUCCAAUGAAUGUUGACAUGCCAGCAAGACUUGCUAUCUGGGACCCAUUUCAUUAAAAGUUGAAAUGAUCGCAACUCUUGCUGGAAUGUCAACUACCAUGACAAUAGUGCAAUUCUGCAUUUUCAUUGGUUCUUCAAAUGAAAGUUGACAUGCCAGCAAGACUUGCUAUCUGGGACCCAUUUCAUUAAAAGUUUGAAAUGAUCGCAACUCUUGCUGGAAUGUCAACUACCAUGACAACAGUGAAAUUCUGCAUCCUGAUUGGUUCUUCAAAUGAAAGUUGACAUGCCAGCAAGACUUGCUAUCUGGGACCCAUUUCAUUAAAAGUUGAAAUGAUCGCAAUUCUUGCUGGAAUGUCAACUACCAUGACAACAGUGCAAUUCUGCAUCCUCAUUGCUCCUUCCAAUGAAAGUUGACAUGCCAGCAAGAGUUGCUAUCUGGGACCCAUUUCAUUAAAAGUUUGAAAUGAUCGCAACUCUUGCUGGAAUGUCAACUACACUGUACUAUGACAAUAGUUAAAUUCUGCUUCCUGAUUGGUUCUUCCAUUGAAAGUUGACAUUCCAGCAAGAGUUGCUAUCAUAGCAACUUUUUUAUGCAACGGGCCCUGGUUGUCUCUUUGCAAGUAUUUCUGUUCUCCCUCCAGUGGUUGUGUAUUACGAAAAAACGAAAAAAAAAAGUGGUUGUGUAUUACGAAAAGAUCGAGCAUGCGAUCUUAAGUACAUAGGAGUAAUGUUGAAAUUUGUUUACAAAUUAUAAUUUCCUCCUAUUAAAGCCUCUUCACUUACUAUAUAUUGUCCAUGGCGGACUGCAUUUGCAUAUUAAUGAGUCAGAAAGAAGAGGAUCGAGGGUAUUUGAAUUCCAGUCCAUCGUGAUUUAGCCGUGAACCAGGAUAGCCUGGUGGUUAAGUCGCUGCCCAGAAAGCAGUAGAUGGCAGGUUCGAAUCCCACUGGUUCCCAUUUCUUUAUGACUUAUGAUUUUUCAUUAAAGAUCGAGCAUGCGAUCUUAAAUACAUAGGAGUAAUGCCAAAAAUUUGUUUACAAAUUGAAAAAGAACCACUUACACAAUUCUCUUGUUCUCACCUUUAUGUGUACAUGUUAGCAUUCUAUUGAUUUGUUAAGCUCUUUUUAUACAGUAUGCAACAAAAAUUUCCACUUUAUUGUACAAGUUCAUGUAUUGUGUUCAUUCGGUGCAGUAUUAGAAGUUGUUCAUGUUUUAUUGUGAUUGAUGAUUAUGAGAAGUGAUACAAUUGCCUUCUGAGAAGGAAAAGAAGAAGUAAAUAUCAUGUACUUGUAUAUGUAGUACUUUAUGCCAUAUAAUGGUAAAAUUUGAACCUCUCUGUAAAAAAAAAGAAGCUAAACCCAACCCCCCAUCAUAAUGUUUAAUAACCAGGGGUAAUUACACAAGAGAUGAAAUCACUACUAAGAUGUAGACUAUUCAAAUUCCCUGUAUAUACAGUUGAGGCCAGAAGUUUACAUACACCCAGGAAAAUUCAAAGAAAAGUUGACACCUGCCAAACAUGAUAAAAUUUACUGUUUCUUAUGAAAUAUUUGUGCUAUCAUGACAAAUUUGAUAUCAAACAAAUGAGUAUGUCAUGCCCCUUUAUUUCAUUGCUUUGUCAUCAGGAGCUGAACAAUUUUUAGGUGUCAUUUUUUCCCAAAAAAAUCUUCAUAUUAUUUUAGACGAAUUGAAAAUAAAAAAUAUUGACAAAAACAUUUCAUAUAUGUGCUAGAUACUUCUAAACACUAACAUUUCAUUUUACAUUUUUUGUUCAGUGUGACAUGUCAUGAUAGAAAAUGUAAUAUAAAUGAUAGAUUUGACAUUUAUUCAUUUCUAUGAAACAAUGUUUGAUAAUAACAAACAAUGGAACACAUUUGGUACGAAUAUUUUUUUCUGCAAAGAAAAUUCCAACUGAAAUAUACUUUAAUCCCAACAGCAUCCCAUUCAUGUGAAAGAGCCUAAUAUGCUCUUUCGUUUGAUACCAAAUUUAUUGCAGUAUUUAUAUAUCUGAAGAUAUAGUAAAUUUUACGAUAGUUUGGCAAGUGAACAAAUUUCACUGAAUUCCAUGGGUGUUUGUAAACUUUGGGCCUCAACCCACAUACUGUACAUGAGUAGGGAACUACAUGUAUAUUCUUAUGGAGUUCUUUGUGAAUUAUCCCUGAAAGGAGAUGUUAAUUUUGGUUUUGCCUUAGGAAAUAAUUUCAUUGGGGGUUUACCAGUCGAUUGUACUUUGUUGUAUUUAUGUGGAAUAUGCAAGUAUAUAACAUUAUUGAUAUUCAUGUGGUAUUUUGAUCUGCCUUUGUACAAAAAACUAUUAUUACAGAACAGAACACUAAUAAAUGAAAUUAUCUAUAACAA
Molecule: messenger RNA, 7901 nt
Organism: Lytechinus pictus (painted urchin)
Lineage: Eukaryota; Metazoa; Echinodermata; Echinoidea; Temnopleuroida; Toxopneustidae
Product: FAD synthase-like
Exons: 13
Coding region: 179-1882 (567 amino acids)
Biological process (GO): FAD biosynthetic process
Molecular function (GO): FMN adenylyltransferase activity
Source: RefSeq, a predicted model, not a curated record